Messenger RNA from Eutrema salsugineum, 881 nucleotides. RefSeq lists its product as uncharacterized. The transcript has 5 exons. The record is from RefSeq and is a predicted model, not a curated record. NCBI's taxonomy places the organism in Eukaryota, Viridiplantae, Streptophyta, Magnoliopsida, Brassicales, Brassicaceae. Bases 113 to 655 code for a protein of 180 amino acids. Gene Ontology annotation, cellular component: intracellular membrane-bounded organelle.
AACGGAAAAAAAAAAAAAUAUCAAGAGGAAAGCCGAUUCGACGUUCAUCUCUGAAUCUGUUAACUCUUUCUCUCGGUGAAAAAUAUAUCGUUCAGAUUUUGUAGAAAUCGUGAUGGGUUUAUCAAAAGGUAGAUUGAAAGCAUGGUUCAAUAAGAAAAUCACCGAUCCUCUUCUCCAGAUCUUGCGUAGAGGUACUGAGCCAAAGCAGCUUGCUUUCUCCGCCGCACUUGGCAUUACAUUGGGAGUAUUUCCGAUAUGCGGUGUUCCUGUGUUUCUAUGUGGAGUAGCUUUUGCCUUGCUUGGAUCUGCUUGUCAUGCUCCAACCGUGAUGUUGGCUAAUAUCAUUGCCACUCCAGUAGAAUUAGCUCUCGUGGUGCCUUUCCUACGACUCGGUGAAAAAGUAACCGGUGGACCUCAUUUUCCUUUGACAUCAGAUGCCUUAAAGAAGGUUUUCACUGGACAAGCCUCUCAAGAAGUCUUUUUAAGCAUUGGAAAUGCAUUACUAGGGUGGCUUGUAGCAACACCGUUUUUCUUCAUUGGGCUAUACGUUGUGUUGCUGCCAUGUUUCAAAAUCUUGGUCCGCAAGUUCAGUACCGUUGCUUCAACACCUACAAAUGCGGAGACAGAGCUUAACCCAAAGCCAAGAGUCGCUUAAAAUGUAACUGGUGUUAGAAAUCUCACUGCUCUGUUAUCAACACGAAGCCCUUGAAUUGUAGACUAAUGUAUAGGGUAUAUACACGCUUGCACUGUCAAGUCCUCACACUCUUGUUUAAAAACCUCUUAUGAGAAUGUCAGUAACCGAAAAUGAUGGCGGUUACAUUUAAACGCACAGAUUUGGCAGCUCACACAACCGUUAAGUUUAUUUUUGUGGGUUUUUGAUU